Paramecium primaurelia is the source of this 403-nucleotide messenger RNA. NCBI's taxonomy places the organism in Eukaryota, Ciliophora, Oligohymenophorea, Peniculida, Parameciidae. The record is from the annotation of a GenBank genome assembly.
AUGAUUAUAUGUUUAUUAAUAGACAUUCAAUCAGAAUUUAUUAUCCAUUAGUAUAAUCUUUUAAAGUAUUAAAGAAUAACAAACACUUUUAAAAUAUUGGUGUAUAAAUUUGAUUAUAUCACUUUAGGAUAUAUUCCUUUAAAUAGUUUUCCAUUAGUAUUCAAUAUUUAAACUUAGUUUUUUUUAAUUAACAUAGUAUUAAUAACAUUUCCUAUUGGAUUGAUUUGUAAGAACUUUAAAUUUUCAACAGCAAUAUUCAAUAAUUCAAUAUAGUCAUUUAUAUAUUAAAAUUAGAAGAAGAUAGAGAAAUUCUUCUCCUUUGUAUGAAUCCAAAUUUAUGAUUUCAUAUUAGAUUGAUGAAAAAAAUCAAAUGUUUAUGGGGUAAAUCAUCAGAUCCACUUGA